AUGGCUCCCCAACAUUGUCAAAAUGCCAAGCAAUUGAGUUUUCAGCUUCAAGACCAAGGCUCGUCCUCAACUCAGUCAAGUGGUCAAUCUUAUUCUGAAGUAGCCAGUCUAGGAGAAAGCAACCCAUAUGGACAGAGCAUAACGUCAAUGGGAUCAGGCUAUAAAGGAACUCAUGGAAAGCCUGAAGACAGUCAUAUCAAACCAGAUUUAUCAAUGGUUACUCCUAAUUACAUUUCCCCUCCUCCACAAGUUGAUUAUAGACAGUCAUUUGCUUACAUUCCACUUUCUUACCCUGAUCCAUACUAUCAUAGGUUAGCUGCUGCUUAUGGGCCCCAGUCUAUGGAAUAUGAUGGACAAAUGACCAAGGAAUGA
Messenger RNA from Ilex paraguariensis (yerba mate), 372 nucleotides. The record is from the annotation of a GenBank genome assembly. NCBI's taxonomy places the organism in Eukaryota, Viridiplantae, Streptophyta, Magnoliopsida, Aquifoliales, Aquifoliaceae.